CUCAACCUCAAGCCAAUACAAUUUCUUAAACUUUCAUUUCUAGUUAUAUCAUGGUGAGAAUGAGUUUUCCCACCCCAAUUAUACUACUAUCUCUAUUAUUGUCAUUUGUAAUCAUAUGCAAUUUAGUAAGAUGUGAAACAAAGGGUUCUUGCAACCAAAAAGAUAAACAAAUACUUCUUUGUUUUAAGCAUGGACUCGUUGAUCCAUCAGACAUGUUGUCUACAUGGUCCAAUAAAGAAGAUUGUUGUGAAUGGAGAGGAGUUCAUUGUGACUUCAUUGGUAGAGUCACCAAUCUCACCCUCUCUUGCUACACUUAUGAAAAUAAAACACAUUGUUUGUCAGGUAAUAUUCAUCUUUCUUUAUUUGAGCUUGAAUUUUUAAACUACUUGGAUUUGAGCUAUAAUGACUUCAACACUAUGCGUUGGUCAUCGGAUUGUCAAAACAUGUCAUUAGUUAACACUUCUCAUAGAAGUGGAAACUUUUCCAAUGUUAUUGAUCUUGACUUGGGCGGAAAUGAAAAUCUUCUAGUUGAUGAUUUAAGAUGGCUUCUUCGUCUAUCAUCAUCCUUAGAAUAUCUCAACUUGGAUUCCCUUAAUCUCCAUAAACAAACUCAAUGGUUUCAAAUAUUGACUAUGCUUCCUUCUCUUUCCGAGUUAUAUAUGCGUAAUUGUCUACUUGAAAAUGCGAGUCCAUCUGUUCUACGUGCCAAUUUCACUUUGCUUAAGCAUCUUGAUCUUUAUAACAAUGAUUUUUUCUCAGAAAUGCCUAUUUGGUUGUUCAAUCUAAGUAGCAUUUCUUAUUUGGAACUCGGAUACAAUCGUUUCCACGGCCAAAUACCCGAAGCUUUGGGAAAUCUUUCGUCAUUAAAAUUCCUCUCUGUUUCUUCAAACAACUUGACUGGAAGCCUUCCUGAAAGUUUAGGGAAACUGUCUAAUUUGGAGGAGUUGUUUCUUGAUAGAAAUCCUUUAUUGUCUGGAGUUGUGUCUGAAAGAAAUUUUGCCAAGCUCUCAAAGUUACAAGUGUUACUGUUGGAUUCACCCACCUUUGUCUUCGAUUUUGAUUUCCAAUGGAUUCCUCCUUUUAAACUUACAGAUCUCGUCUUGGGGUAUGCGGAUCUUAAACAUCUUCCAUGGUUGUAUACACACAAAUCUCUAAUUUCUUUAGUAAUUGAAAAAUCCAUUUUUAAAAAUGAUUCUCAAGAAAUGUUUUGGAGUUUGACAAAUAACUGUCCAUAUCUUUCUCUAACAGACAAUAACAUGCCUUGGGACAUGUCAAAUGUAGUUUUGAACUCUGAAGUUGUAGUACUGAAUAGAAAUGGUUUGAGUGGUGGUCUUCCCAAAUUAACUUCAAAUGUGAGUGUUUUUCAAAUAAGCGAUAACAAUUUGUCUGGAUCUCUUUCCUCUCUCUUAUGCCAAAAUAUGAGAGAGAAAAGUGAUUUGAAGUACCUGGAUGUCUCUAAUAACUCUUUAUCUGGAGAGCUCACUGAAUGUUGGGGAAAUUGGAAAUCACUUAUUCAUGUUGAUCUGGGAACAAAUAAUCUAAACGGCAUGAUUCCACGCUCAAUGGGUACAUUAUCCAAUCUUUUGUCACUGCAUAUUUAUAAUAAUAAGUUGCAUGGAGAGAUACCUGUAUCAUUAAAAAACUUCCAAAAACUUGUGAUUGUUAAUCUUGGUAGAAAUAAAUUUUCUGGAAAUAUAUCCAACUGGAUUGGACAGGAUGUAAAAGUUCUUCAAUUGAGAUCAAAUGAAUUUAGUGGUGAUAUUCCUCUACGAAUAUGCCAACUACAUUCUCUCUUGGUCUUGGAUCUUGCAAGUAAUAGAUUAACCGGAACAAUACCUCAGUGCCUAGAUAAUAUCACCGCCAUGAUUUCCAAUAAUACUUUAGAAAGUGAUGAAUUCACAAUUGGUAUCAACUAUGAAAGUGUGAUUUUCUUGUAUAGAAUCCAUGUUCCAUUGCUACCAAAGGGCAACUACUUCAACUAUUACGAGUAUAUGUGUGGUAUUGACUUUUCUAACAACCAUUUGUCGGGUAGACUCCCUUCAAAAGUAUUCAGUCUCAUUGCAUUACAGUCCUUAAACUUGUCACAAAAUCAAUUAAUAGGAAACAUACCGGAAGAAAUAGGAAACAUGAAAGCAUUAGAGUCACUUGAUUUCUCAAAUAACACACUAUCAGGAGAAAUUCCUCAAACCAUGUCUUCUCUGUCUUUUCUUGGGGUGUUGAAUCUCUCGUUCAACAAUUUUCAAGGUCAAAUUCCGUUAGGAACUCAACUUCAAGGCUUUUCAAAUCUCAGUUAUAUGGGAAAUCCUCAACUUUGUGGAACUCCACUCGUUGAAAAAUGCAACCACAUUGAAGCCCUAGGUGACGCUGACACAAAAUUGAUGGAAAAUGAUGAGGAAGAAUCUGAGGUAAUGCAAUGGUUCUACAUGGGCAUGAGAGUUGGAUUUGCAACAAGCUUUUGGAUAAUAUUUGGUACCCUUUUAUUCAUGCGGACAUGGAGGCAUGCUUACUUCAAUUUUCUCUAUGAUGUCAAAGAUUGGUUCAUGUCAAGGUGGUUCUGAAAUAGACCCUUUCGCUUGAAAACUUAUGUCUGAGGUAAAAACAUCAUGGACUUAUUGUCUUUUCGCCACUUUAAUGGACACGCCACGCCUUGUAUUUGGACUGUCUUUUAACUGUCGUGUCUAAUAAACCUUAGUUUUAUUUUUAUUGUCUACAAAAUUAUGUAAUGUAAGCUUUGUGUAAAUUUAUAAAGUAUAAGUUUGUGUCA
Messenger RNA from Vicia villosa (hairy vetch), 2764 nucleotides. RefSeq names its product receptor-like protein EIX2. The record is from RefSeq and is a predicted model, not a curated record. Lineage: Eukaryota; Viridiplantae; Streptophyta; Magnoliopsida; Fabales; Fabaceae. Gene Ontology annotation, molecular function: protein binding. The transcript is spliced from 2 exons. The coding region runs from base 51 to 2558 and encodes 835 amino acids.